This is a messenger RNA of Aspergillus ruber CBS 135680, 1659 nucleotides long. RefSeq names its product putative 26S proteasome-associated ubiquitin C-terminal hydrolase. Gene Ontology annotation, biological process: ubiquitin-dependent protein catabolic process; protein deubiquitination. NCBI's taxonomy places the organism in Eukaryota, Fungi, Ascomycota, Eurotiomycetes, Eurotiales, Aspergillaceae. Gene Ontology annotation, molecular function: cysteine-type deubiquitinase activity. Bases 364 to 1320 code for a protein of 318 amino acids. The transcript has 3 exons. Gene Ontology annotation, cellular component: cytoplasm. The record is from RefSeq and is a predicted model, not a curated record.
AUACCGAACUUCCGUCCCCAUAUCAAACGGCCAAACUCAAAGUCCACGUUUAAUUGGGAUAAUCCUGACUGCCAAAAAAAUCCAUUCCAACCCUAUUCGUAUUCAACCUCAUCGGCGCUAUGUUUCAUAGUUCGCACCCCACAAUGACAUAAUAAUGCACGUGAUAGAAAUCACCUUGUUUGCAUCAUUGCCAAACAAUUAUCGGCGGGCAACAUCGUUUGUUUCUCUUUCUCUUUCCUGCCAGAUUUUCAGGCUCUUUACACUGUGAUAUUUUUGUCAUUAGCAGGCUUGGUUAAAGGAUCUGGACUGCGGUAUCACGAAUUUUGCAUUGCCUAGCAAAAAACAGAAACAGACAGAGACACCAUGGCUGACGGUGGUGGAUGGAGCACAAUUGAGUCCGAUGAGGGCGUCUUCACAUCCCUCAUAGAAAACCUAGGCGUCAAAGGCGCUCAAUUCGAAGAACUCAUCUCCCUGGAUCCAGAUACCAUUCGUUCCUUGAGCCCCGUCUACGGCGUAAUCUUCCUUUUCAAAUGGCUUCGCGAAACAACCAACCCCUCAACCCCCACAACUCCCCAAGACGGCACCUACACAACAAAUCCACCCGAUAACCUCUUCUUCGCCGCUCAAACCAUUCAAAACGCCUGCGGCACCCAAGCCAUUCUCUCCAUUAUCCUAAACCAAGACACCCCCGCCACCCACAACAACAACCAACCGAUAAAUAUCGGCCCCGAACUCCAAUCCUUUAAGGACUUUACGACUGGCUUCCCGUCUGAUUUGCGCGGCGAAGCGCUCUCGAAUUCGGAGGCCAUUCGCACCGCGCAUAAUGCGUUUGCCAAGGCGUCGCCGUUUGUUGAUGAGACGACCCGUCCGCAGGAUGAAGAGGAAGGCGGGGAUGCGUAUCAUUUCAUUGCGUACACGCCUGUGGACGGGGUGUUGUAUGAACUUGACGGGUUGCAGCCAUAUCCGAUUAGCCACGGCGAGUGCGGUAAUGAUUCGUUCCCUGAAAAGGUGAUUGAGGUAUUGCAAAGGCGGAUUGCGCGGUAUCCCGAGGGCGAGACAAGGUUUAAUCUUAUGGCUGUUACGCGGGAUUUGCGGAUGCAGGCGCAGGAGACUGGGGAUGCGGAAUUGGUGGAGCGGGAAGAGAGGAAGAGGCGGGGGUGGGCUUGGGAGAAUACAUUGCGAAGGUCAAAUUUUGUGGGGUUUAUUGGGGAGGUGCUGAAGGGGGUUGCUGGGACGAAGGAGGCACAGGGGCCGGAGGCGUAUGAUGAGUGGGUUGAGAAGGCUAAGAUUGAUACGCAGAAGAAGCUGGCGAGGCGGUAGUUUAUGUACAGUACAGUAUCUGAUAUGCAUACAUACCCGGUUCAUGUCAUGUCUAGAGUAGUCACUUAUAUUGAUAUGCCACACGUUUGCUCAGAAUGUCUUCAGAUGUAGAACGGCUACUCUGCACACGGGAUCUAUCUAGUUAUUAGCUAGUCUAUCUAAGUACUAAUUAUGAACAACAAAGCAAAAAUCGUACAAUCCAUUAACCCCCAAUCCAUAAUUCACCAGUUUUACCAGGUUCCCUUGGCUAUACAAAGUACAACCACUCUUUCUUCUUCCCCUUCGAGAAUAUACCCUAGGUGCAUCCAUCAUUUAUGCAGGCGCCAUAGCAAAAUGGCA